AUGGCGAGCCCACCGCCGGUCGCCGAGGACCAAAGCCGCCUCCUCGAAGAGGCAUUGGGAGUUGUCCGACAACAGUCGGCCAUGAUGCGCAAAUGCUUAGAAACACCCGGGAAACUUAUGGAUGCGCUCAAAUGCGGAUCUACUCUUGUUUCUGAACUGCGUACCCCGAGUCUGGGUCCCAAACAGUAUUACGAAUUGUACAUGGCCGUUUUCGACGCAUUGCGACACCUGUCCGUGUACCUCAAGGAGAACCACCCCGUCAAUCACCUUGCGGAUUUGUACGAGCUGGUUCAAUAUGCCGGGAAUAUCGUGCCCCGUCUGUAUCUCAUGAUUACGGUCGGCACCGUCUACAUGUCAGUCGAAGAUGCGCCGGUCAAGGAGAUUAUGAAAGAUAUGAUGGAGAUGAGCCGAGGCAUUCAGCACCCGAUUCGGGGCCUCUUUCUUCGAUACUACCUCUCCGGUCAAGCACGCGACUACCUUCCCUCGGGAACCGGUGACGGCCCCGAAGGCAACCUCCAGGAUUCAAUCAAUUUCGUUCUGACCAACUUCGUCGAGAUGAAUAAGCUCUGGGUCCGACUGCAACACCAAGGUCCAUCCCGGGAACGAGAUCGCCGGAUACAAGAAAGACGCGAGCUGGAGCUUCUCGUCGGCAGCAACGUCGUACGUCUGAGUCAGUUGGUCGAUCUGGAAGCAUACAAGUCUGGGAUCUUGCAGGCCCUUUUGGAACAAGUGGUUCAGUGCCGCGACGUUUUGGCCCAAGAAUAUCUCCUAGAAGUUAUUACGAAAGUCUUCCCCGAUGAAUUCCAUCUUCAUACUCUCGACCACUUGCUCUCGGCAAUUGCUCGACUCCAUCCCCACGUUGACUUGAAGAAGAUUGUGAUCGGGCUGAUGGAUCGUUUGUCUACCUACGCGACAAAAGAGAACGACUCUCCCACAGAGCCCGAAGUGCGACGGGAACACGAAGAAGAAGCCGUUGUCCGACUAUUGAAGAAGCUGGAGCUCGACAAUGAGAAGAAGGAGAAGCAACAAACGGAGGCUGGAGAAAGUGGCGCGGACAAGGCCCAGGAGAAUGGCGUUGCAGAGUCUGCGAAACCCGGGGAAGCCUCCGAGAGCGCAAAAGAAGAGGGCGAAGACCAAGGUACUGCUACAAAUGGAGAUAGCGGAAAAUCCGUAGUUCCCGCUGAAGUGAAGCUCUACGACAUCUUCUAUGAUCAAGUGGUGAACUUGAUCAAGACGAGAGCACUCCCCAUUCAGGACAUCAUGGCACUUCUCGUGUCUCUGGUGAAUCUGGCUCUGAACAUCUACCCGGACGAGCUGCAUUAUGUUGAUCAGGUUCUCAAUUUCGCUGCUGGAAAGACCGCGGAAUAUACCGAUCAUGCCGAUCUUCAUUCGGCUACUACCCAACAGCAUAUCCUCCAUCUGCUCAGUGCUCCCCUACGCUCGUAUAUCUCGAUUUUUACCGCUUUAGCACUUCCCAAUUACCUACCUCUGCUGGCGUCACAAUCUUAUCCAACUCGCCGUGCAAUUGCAGGUGAGAUUGUGCGAAGCUUGUUGAAGAACAGGACUGUGAUCAAAAACACCGAGAACCUCGAUCGUGUGCUGCAGGCAGCUCGGGUUUUGAUCAAAGAAGGACUCCAGCAGUCAAGUGGUUACCCUGGAGCACCAUCGCAGCGGCGUGGCGGUGAGACCGAUGAUACCAUUGAGGAGCAAGGGUGGCUCGCCCGAUUGGUGCAUCUCAUUCAAGCGCCUGAUAAUGAUACACAGCUCAAGCUUCUUCAAACCACGCGAAAGGCCUAUGCGGAUGGCAAUGAGCGCAUCCGAUACACGACACCCGCUCUUGUCACGGCGUCAAUUCGUUUAGCUCGAAAGUUGAAAGCGCGCGAGCACUAUGACGACAACUGGCAAUCACAAUCUUCUGCUCUCUAUCGAUUCCUUCACCAAUGUGUCAAUAGUCUUUACCAGCGGGUCAACCCCGGAUCCGCGGAUCUAGCACUUCGUCUGUUCGUCAUGUGCGGUGAAGUCGCGGAUCAAACAGGAUUUGAGGAAGUCAGCUACGAAUUCUUCGCUCAAGCUUUUACAAUCUACGAGGAUGCUAUCAGCGACUCGCGCGCGCAGUUCCAAGCAGUCUGUAUCAUCGCAGGUGCCCUACAUGGGAGUCGAGGGUUCUCAAAGGAGAACUAUGACACAUUGAUCACAAAGGCUGCUCUACAUGGAAGCAAGCUGCUUAAGAAGCCUGACCAAUGUCGAGCAGUGUAUCUGGCCAGUCAUCUUUGGUGGGUUGUCGAGAACCCUCAGCGCGGCGAAGAAGAUUCAAAAAAUCUCUAUCGCGAUGGUAAACGAGUGCUGGAAUGCUUGCAGCGCGCUUUGCGAGUGGCCGAUGCUUGUAUGGACACGGCUGUCUCUGUGGAGCUCUUUGUUGAAAUCCUGAACCGCUACGUCUACUACUUUGACCAGCAAAACGAGACCGUAACAACCAAAUACCUGAAUGGCCUGAUCGAACUCAUCCACUCAAAUCUCCAGAGUACCGAAGACGAACCGAAUCCUAGCCUCGAGGGCCCGAAACGUCACUUCGAACGAACACUGGACUACAUCAGGUCUCGCGAAUACGAAGGCGUCGUGACCGAGCGACAAUGA
Messenger RNA from Penicillium diatomitis, 2634 nucleotides. RefSeq names its product vacuolar protein sorting-associated protein 35. The transcript has 5 exons. Gene Ontology annotation, cellular component: retromer, cargo-selective complex; late endosome; retromer complex. NCBI's taxonomy places the organism in Eukaryota, Fungi, Ascomycota, Eurotiomycetes, Eurotiales, Aspergillaceae. Bases 1 to 2634 code for a protein of 877 amino acids. Gene Ontology annotation, biological process: retrograde transport, endosome to Golgi; intracellular protein transport. The record is from RefSeq and is a predicted model, not a curated record.